Messenger RNA from Choloepus didactylus (southern two-toed sloth), 2775 nucleotides. It is a transcript of the gene TMEM190, whose product is annotated as transmembrane protein 190. Gene Ontology annotation, biological process: hematopoietic progenitor cell differentiation. Bases 1924 to 2766 code for a protein of 280 amino acids. Gene Ontology annotation, cellular component: inner acrosomal membrane. The transcript is spliced from 4 exons. Lineage: Eukaryota; Metazoa; Chordata; Mammalia; Pilosa; Megalonychidae. The record is from RefSeq and is a predicted model, not a curated record.
GCAAAUGGAGACCCCGGGCAGGGUGACAGAGACGGGUGGGCCCCAAGAGCCAGGCACCCGGAGAUGUGGACACUGAGCUGCACCCGGGGGUACCACAAUGGGGACAGAGGGAUGGGGGUCUUUCUCCAGGAGACAGGUGGACACACGCUGGCAGACAGACCCAGAGACACGGUGGUGGGAAGUGCAGCAGAGGGGCCCUGGGGCCGGGGUGCCCUCACUGUGAGACAGGGACCACCACAAUAGCCCCCCAAAACGCCACGGUGAGAGUGACGUGAGUCCAUUCGUGUGAAGCACACAGCCAGCACUGAGGAGACGUUAGCCACCGUUCUGAUUGUUGGUUUUUAUUGAUGCAUCCAGACAGACAGACAGACAGCCCCUGGGAGAGACGGGGACGGAGGCACUGAGGCAGAGACCCCCGGCAGGGACACUGGACAGGGCCAUCCUGCGGGAGACGGACCCACCAGCGGGGGGCCUCCAGGCCGGGGAGGUGUGGGGUGGGGGUCCCCAAGAGGCAGAGAGAGACACUGUUUCCGGGGAGACGGCACGGAGGCUGGGAUGCAGACGGGGCACAGGGGCAAGACGGAGGCAGAUGACGUAACCCCAGGAUCGACAGGGAAACUGAGGGACGGAGACGCCAACUGCAGGGUCAGGGGCCUGUGGAGGACGAGAUGGGAGCCAGAUGGCUCUGGGAGCAGCGCCUGCAGACCCCCGGCCCACUCCCCAUCCCCGACUGCGCCGAGCGGGCUCCCCUCCCCAGCCCCUGCCCUGUGGGGGGCCGGCGGCUCAGUCCCGGGAGGUGAGGUCACAGCCCCCCCAGGUGGGGAUGAGCUCAUCCCCUCAGGUGAGAGCUCUUUUUGGGUCCGCCACAGCCACCCCCUCGACGGCCCCCCAGGGGCCCGACCCAGUCCUUGCUCCCGCCGGAACCCAGGCCUCCUGACCACCGGGUCCCCGCCCCUCAGGGGGCCUGUUUCCGGCUGAGUCAGCUUGGGGGGCCCAAGGCUGCGUCAGUGAGGGGAGAGCUGACGUAGCCCCCCCCAGACCGGCGGGGCCAGCCGAGGUGACUCAGGCCACCGGCCUGGGGAUGGACUGGCCGCGGUGAUGGGGGCACGGGGCCGGGGCCGGGCGGGGAGCAGGGGCAGGGUUCUGGUAAAUGCCAGCCCCUUCCGCCGCAGGGAGCCAGGCCCCAGCCCCUCCUCCCUCAGACCCGGGGGUCCCCCCUCCCCCCUCAGACUGAGUCUGGGUCCCCAGCCCCCCUCCCCCCAGAUCCCACGCCCUGGCUUCAGAAAACGUGCAGAACAAGUUUCGGUCACUCUGCAAUUUGGGGAGCGUUCUGUGGGGGGGGUCUGCAGCUCUGGGGACUGGGCCGGGGUCCCGGGGUGGUGACUCUGCCCUCACCCCGGCGGGAGGGUUCGGACAUCUGCCCCCCAGUGUGGCUGCCGGAGCCAAGGUGGGUGUGGAGGAGGGGGCCAAGGCAUUUGGCUCCUGGGUCCCCCUGGGGCAGGGACCCCCGCAGAUCCUGUGGGAGAGGGACCAGACCACGACAGCGAGAGGACAGAGCCGAAGACACGCAGACUCAGGGAGGCCGGACAGCAGAUGGCGAGAGAUGACAGCAGGGGACAGGGACAGAGAGGAGGGGCAGCCUGAGGGGACCCAGGGAGUUCCGAGGCUCCGGGCCCUCUUUCCCAGGGUUCAAGUGUGUGGGGGGGGUCUUCUCCAGCCCGCAUCGGCCCCCUCGAGCUCCUUCCACCUGGUUGCUAAGGAAGCCACUCCCUAGCAACCAGGCAGAGCAAGCCAGGGGACCCCUCCCUCCUGCCCCACCCCUGAGAACUCAGAACCCUGGGGCCUGGGCGGGGCCGAGCGGGUUGCUGGGCGGUGGCCUUGGAGCCCUCUCCCCACAGGCGCCCCGGGGUCUGGGGAGGCAGCAUGGCGGGCUCUGGGAUCCCAGCUUUGAGUCUUCUCCUGCUGAUGCAGGGCUCAGUAGAUGGGAAUGGCAUCCAGGGAUUCUUCUAUCCGUGGAGUGAGCAGUGGCUGAAACCCUGGGUGCCCGGGAAGGCUGCUCCCAGACUAGGCCCCUGGGUCUGGGGGUGGUGGUGCUGGGGGCCCGGACCCCUGGGCCUGAGGGAGGAGGGGAGCCGGGCUCCUGGGCCCCAUGCUGGACCAGCCUCCGCAGCCAGCCUGGCCCGGGUCCCCUGGGCUCCGCGGCUCCGGGGGGCUGGGCCCCAGGAUGGAGCCCACUGCUUGUGGUCCCCAGGCUGCGAGGGCGACGUGUGGGACCGGGAGAGCUGCGGGGGUCAGGCGGCUGUCGAGAACCCCAACCUCUGCCUGCGCCUGCGGUGCUGCUACCGCGAUGGGGUCUGCUACCACCAGCGGCCGGACGAAACGAUGCGCAGGAAGCACAUGUGGGCGCUGGGCUGGACGUGCGGCGGCCUCCUCUUCCUCAUCGGCAGCGUCUGCCUGUUCUGGCGAGUGGGGCCGGGGUCGGCCGGGCUCCUGGGGGUGCCCCCGGGAGGGGACGGGGAGGCUGAGUGUGCCCCCUGCUCCCCCCAGGUGGGCCAAGCGCCGGGACAUGCUGCACCUCCCGGCCUUCCUGAAGGGCAAGUGCGACGUGUCGAGGACCGUCUCGCUGCUGUCCAAGGACCGAGGGGCCGAGAGUGGGGCGAAGACGUCGGCCGCGAGCAUGCUGGCCUCCCAGGCCAUGGAGGGCACAACGGAGCCCUUGGGGGCCACCGAAGGGGAAGGGGAGGAGGGCGAGGAGGAGGAGGAUGAGGAUUAAGG